GCACCUUGUGCAUUGGCCUCUCCCGCCCCGCUGGGCUUGCCCAGAGCAUGACGAGUCCCGUGGUGGAGGACCUGCGCGCGGCGGCGUCCCAGCUCGGCGAAUCGGGCGUCUGGGACAGCUACUACGACUGCGUCGCGACGCGGCUCGGCUUUAGCGACUACGAGCCACACGAGCUGCUCGGCGCAGUCUACGAGGUGCUGCGGCCGGAGCACGGCGUCGCCGCGCUGUGUGCAGAGUCUGCCGUGAUGUUUGGCGCUCUCCUGCUCACCUUCUUGGGCGUCCACCUGACCCGGCCGAUGUCCUUCUUGCUGGGUGCGCUGAUCGGCAUCGGCGGCGCGCUGCUCCUCGACGACAUCUUCCUGCCGCGCGCCGCAGACUCGCGGAUGAGCUGCGAGACGCUCGAGUCGACGACGCUGCUCGCGGGGCUGCUGGUCGGCGUGGGGAUGCUCGCCUUCCGGAAGGGGCUGCACGUCGCGCUGGGGCUCCUCUUCGGGGAGGUCGCCGGGAACUCCGCGUACGGGCUGCUCGAGAUGCAGUCCUCGCCCGCGGGGGCCGAGGUGCAGCGCACCAUCCGGAUGCUGCUGGCGGUGGUCGGGGCGGUCGUGAUGCUGAUGGUCGGGGACACCUUCUGGCUGUACGUGUCGGCCGUCGUCGGCUCGUGGGUGGCGACGCGGAGCUACGUCGAGCUCUUCCUCGUCAACGAGGAGCCGCGCUACCAGGCCUUCCUCAGGCGCGCCCACCACCGCCCUCCGCCCCUCCUCCCGGCCCUCCGCCCUCCGCCUCCACUUGGACCUCCGCCGCCGCGCACGCGCAGGUACGAGCCCAACUUUGCGACCCUCGCCGGCCACCCCUACUCCUUCUUUGCCGACUUCAUCCACGACCCGUACCUGCGCAGCCCGAUGACGCUCUUCCUGCUGCUCGCCGUCGGCGGAGGGCUCACGCAGCGAGAGGUGUGGCAGAAGUUGCACCGGCGGAACGGGCCGCCGCCCGACCAGCAGGGCGGCACGGCGGCGGGCAAGCCGGCCGGCCUGGCCGGGGCGAAGCCGGCCGGUGGGUACGGGUACGAUCAGCUGCUGUGA
Messenger RNA from Emiliania huxleyi CCMP1516, 1079 nucleotides. RefSeq lists its product as hypothetical. The record is from RefSeq and is a predicted model, not a curated record. NCBI's taxonomy places the organism in Eukaryota, Haptophyta, Isochrysidales, Noelaerhabdaceae. The transcript has 2 exons. Bases 48 to 1079 code for a protein of 343 amino acids.